AUGCUGAUCACCCUCGGCCGCGCUGGACCAGCUUUCCUUGGCCGCCAGCACGCGGCGCUUGGCCUGGGCGACCCAGGCCGGGUCGAUGCGGCCGAGGCUCGCAUCCUCGUAGUCACCGGACAGCUCCUCGGUGAGGCGAUAGACCUCGUGCACCGCGGUCAGGCGCGGGCCGGCGCCCUUGGUGAUGCGGCAUUGUGCGCAGAAGAACAGCAGGUCCUGCGCAAGGCGAUCGCGGGCCGGAUCGGCCUGGUCACCCUGGCCCACGCGGCGCAGCUCGUGCAGCAGCUUGGAACCGAGGCGCUUGGUGUAGGCGUCACUGCCGAUGAGCUUGAGGGCCUGGCCCUCGAACACCGCAGCGGCGAGUUGCCACAACGUACGGCCAUUGCCCGCCGGCAGCGAGGCUGCCAGGCCGGCACACAGGCCCGACAGGUUGGCCGCAUGCGCCGAGCUGGGCUCGCGCAUGUGACGCAGCAGCGCCGCCUCGAAAGGCGCGCGCACGGCUUCCGCGGAGCGAGGCGCGACGCCCUCUUCCAGCGGCAGGCUGCGCCAGGACCAGUCGUACUGCCACAAGUCCGCCGGGUGGAUGCGCUCCACGCCGUUGAGCUGCUGCAGCGCGCGGUAGCUCGGGUACAGCGACAGGGACGAGGUCUUGUUGCCGGCCAGCAGCCGGGCCACGUGUACGGCCGCUUCAUCAGCCUGCAUGGCGCCGACGCGGCCGAACGGCUGCUGGCCGACCUCGAAGCGCAGGCCGAGACCGUCGACGCGGACGAGCUGCCGUACCUGUCCCUCAGCUACGCGGUCUGGAAGGCCCGGGUGCUCCGCAAGUCGGGCCAACCGCGGCAGGCGCUGCAGGUGCUGCGGGCGACGCUGGAGGCCGUCACGCGCAAGCCCGGCUUUGAAGUGCUGCCUUAUGCCCGCGUGGCGGAAGGCCGGCUCCACCGCGAACUCGGGCAGUGGCAGGACUGCGUGCAAUCGGUGGCGGUGCUGACGGCGCCCACCUACUCGGAGUGGCUGCGCAUCGACAGCCUCUACUCCACCGCCGUGUGCCGCGCCAAGGGCGGCAUGCCCGGCGCCCGGGAAGACAUCGCCACCCUCGACACCUUCCUGCCCCGCCUGCGUAACGCGCCCAACCUGCUCGAAGACCUGCUGACCGCCCAGGCCCAGGCGCUGUCGGCCCUGGGCGAGCACGCCGCGGCCUUCGACAAGAUCAGCCGCGCCCGCCAGGCCACCCUCGAACGGAUUGCCAAAGCCAAUGAAGAGGCCCGCCAGCGCGUGGAAACGGCCUACCAGGUCGCCGCCAAGGACAAGGAAAACGCCGAACUCAAGGCGAGCGAGCAGUUGGCGCAGCAGCGCCGCUGGGUGAUGGGCGUGGCGCUGGCGAUCGCGGUCGUGGUGCUCGCCGUCGUGGCGGAGCUGUUGCGGCGGCAAUCGGCCCAGCGGCGGCAGCUGACGCCGGCGCACGCGCUGGGCAUGCUCGCCGAAGUGGCUGCGGCCAAGGUGCCCGCCGAGGCGCGUCCAGCGAUCGAUGCGAUCCGCCGUUCGAGCACGAGCCUGUCAGACCUGCUGGACUCGCUCUUCGACCUGUCCCGCCUGGAAUCCGACCGCUACGAGCCCAGCGUCGGCCCCGUGUCUCUGGGCGACGUGUUCGAUGACCUGCGCUCGCAGUUCACCGUCGCGGCGAUCAGCAAGGGGCUGCGGCUGAGCAUCGACCACGUCGACGCGACCGUGCGAAGCGAUGCGCACCUGCUGCGCCGCAUGCUGAUGAACCUGCUCUCCAACGCCAUCAAGUACACGCCGAAGGGCAGUGUGCAGGUGCACGCGCGGCGCCAGGCGCAGGACUGGGUGAUCACCGUCACGGACACCGGCCCGGGCAUCCCGGCAGAGCAGCAAGAGGCGGCGUUCUCGGAGUACGUCCGGCUGGAUGCCUCCGGCGGCACCGACGGGCUGGGCAUCGGCCUGGCGAUCGUCAAGCGCUCGGCGAUGCUGCUCGGCCAUCAGCUGGCGCUGUCGUCCACCGUCGGACGUGGCAGCUGCUUCACGCUCGGCGUGCCCGCCAUCGCGGACAGCGCCGAGAUCGCCGACACGCCACUGGACGCGGGUGGCACGGGUCAGGUCAUCGGCCUCGUCGACGACGACGACCAGAUCCGCCACGCGAUGCCGCGCUCGCCGACCGGAGUUGGCGACGUUCAUGCUGAACAGGAAGGGCUUGUUGAAGGCUUCCUUGGGGAUCUCGAUCCAGACCUUCUCAUCCUUGCGCCAGAUCCGGGAACAGGCCAGGCUGCUCCUUGGCGCCCUUGA
Molecule: messenger RNA, 2298 nt
Organism: Ostertagia ostertagi
Lineage: Eukaryota; Metazoa; Nematoda; Chromadorea; Rhabditida; Trichostrongylidae
Source: the annotation of a GenBank genome assembly